Xenopus laevis (African clawed frog) is the source of this 1643-nucleotide messenger RNA. It is a transcript of the gene cenpl.S, whose product is annotated as centromere protein L S homeolog. Bases 266 to 1312 code for a protein of 348 amino acids. The record is from RefSeq and is a predicted model, not a curated record. Gene Ontology annotation, cellular component: nucleus; chromosome, centromeric region. Lineage: Eukaryota; Metazoa; Chordata; Amphibia; Anura; Pipidae. The transcript has 5 exons.
GCACAUUCUCUUUUUCCUGCGUUCUGGAACCUACCAAUGAGGAAGCGGCGUGCGUUUCGCGCCUCACUAUGGUGUGGGACGCACUGAAUGCUGGGAUAUGUUAGCUUUUUGAAAAAAGAAAAGCCGCGAUGUUACUGUAUAUGGCGCUGCUGGUACCGGACUGUAGGCAAUAUUUGCAAGAGCUUCCAUGGCCCUAAAAGGUUGAGCAUAUUUAAAUCAUGUCUUCUGUUGAGAUCAAGUGAGCUUUCACUUUGAAUUGCUAGCCAUGCAAUCACCUUCUAAUGGGGUUUCAACCCCAAAGGACUUCUCAUCUGCAAGAAGAAGCAUCCAGUUUCAAAAUACUGGCUUCCCUCAUAUAGGCUUAGCCUCAGCACGAAGGCAUACACCCUUCCAUCAUGCACCAUCAAAGAGAAGGAUCCACCAGACCAGUCCUUUAUCAGAAUCUGUUGAUCCUGCAAAGGUCGCUCUCCUUCUUAGCAAGCAAUGGACCCUAUAUAGUGUGACCCCAAUGCACAAAUUCUCAUACACAAACUUAAAGGAGUAUGCCAGGCUUCUGUCUGCCCACAUCUGUGCUGAGAAGCAAAAGGGACUAGCAGUUGAGGUUGGCACAGAGUUGAACGUGAAAGCAACUUUCUCCCCCCUACCUGGGCUUAAGGGAAGAGAGCAAGAUCCAGGAUCUAUUCUUGUUCAGGUUUUGGCGAAAGCUCCGCUUUCUGCAGCAGGUGCACAAGACCGCAUUGUCUGGUCAGGCUGUUUUUGCUGUACUUUUGCAGACGAAGAUACUUUAGACAUGUUAACGUCAGAGACUCUUCUAUGUCUUCCUUUAUUCCUUGUAAAUGGAGCAGAGACUCUUACAGCAAUGGUGGGGACUUGGUUUCAAAAAGCUUUUGACUGUUCUUUCAGUAGUUUGCCAAUCAGCUCUCGGGAUCUUGCUUGGAUGGCAGCGAUGUGGACCGGCUAUGAAGCACAUGAACAUAUCACAGCCACUGAGUUUAUCUUUUCCGUGCCAGUCGAACCACAUAUGGACAUAUCAUAUGCCAUUCAUCCAGAAGAUAUUAAGGCCCUUUGGAGUAAUAUACAUAAAGGACAAGAUGAGGUCUUGGCAGAAGAAGUCGAUCUUUUUUUUCAGUGCCUCUAUACUCAUUUUUUCCGGCAUUUUAAGAUCCACUUAUCAGCAACUCAUCUUGUAAAGGUCUCCACCUCUGUGGCAUCAGCACACUGUGAUGGUAAAGUAAAGAUUCUGAGCAAAGAAUAUUUACUUCAAGUGCUGGGAUAUCUCACAGAGCUGGCAAUAAAUAAUAUACAGUAUUAGCUGUGGAACACCAGGAUUGCCAAGAAUAUUAUACUAUACACUCAUUCAGAUAUUGCAUGUGCACUCGGAUACUUUUAGCUGAUAUUCUCCAUGCACCAUAAAUCGGAAUCGCUUAUCUAAGGACAGCUUUCCUGUUUUUUAUCGGCAAGAGAGUGUCAUUCUAAUCUAACGGAAACCAUUCUUGAUCUUAAAACUCUGUCUAGGAAAAGACUGCAAGCACUUUGUUCCAAGGCACAUUUGAUUGGCCUUUUUUAUUCUUGUAUUGUUUUAUCAACUGACUAAUUAUUUACUCGUUCCAAAAAUGUUUCUCUACAAUAAAUUUUCAACCAAA